Messenger RNA from Python bivittatus (Burmese python), 2041 nucleotides. The record is from RefSeq and is a predicted model, not a curated record. NCBI's taxonomy places the organism in Eukaryota, Metazoa, Chordata, Lepidosauria, Squamata, Pythonidae.
AAGCGGAGCUGUUGUUAUUUUGGAUUCCAAGAGUCGGGAGGAGGUAGGGAGGGAGAGAGGGAGGAGGGGAAAAAGGCAUCACCACCAUCACCACCACCCCCAAAAUUCCCAAAGCAAAGAAGGACAACCCCAGAAAGGACUCACUUUGCCUGAUGACUCAACGCAACUAAUAAUCAUUUGUCUCCUCUCUGGCGAAUCCCUCGUGUUUCUGCCGCUGCCGCUUAUGCUGGCUGGAAGAGGGAGAGAUUGAAAGUGACACAUCGGGCGCUGCUCGCGGCUUAGCGGAGGUCAGAGCACCGGCUUCUGCUGCUGCUGCUGCCGCCGCCGCUUGCCCGAUAGAGUGUCCCCAUUCGGAAGCAGCCUCUCCACCCCUUUGCUUCCCCCUCCCCCUCUUGUUUCUUUCCCCCCUUUUUGCCGAAGGGGUGAGAAACCGUCUCCCCCUCCCCUGUCUUUCUCCCCCGCCUCCUUCCCUCCCGAUCCCAGAAGUCUCACCUCUCCUUUCCAGUUGCCACCUCGGGUGCCCUUUUGGGAAGAGCUCUUUCCUCAAAGCAUCCAGCCGUUUCAGGCGCAAGACGACCAGGCAUCCUGACCCGGGAACGAAAAAAAAAAAAGGAAAAAAAAGGGAAAAAUAAUACCCCCCCUCCCCACAACUUAAGGCGUCAGUGGGGUGGGGUAGUGGGGAGAAACGAAAAAGGCAAAGAAGAAAAUAAAGUAGCAAGAGGAGCCAAGAAAACUUUCCACCCUGGAUUCUCUACUUUUGAUCCAUGGACAGAGCCCAAGUCAGCCAAGUUACGGACAGAGUAUAAGCAGUCCUUGCUCAUUUUAUUGUGACCUGCCUGUGGGAACGUUGUCUCCAACUCAGAGUAAUAUGGAUCGGAGAAGCGAGAGUCCCUGCUUAAGGGAUAGCCCAGAGAGAGGGAGCGGCAGCCCUGAUGUCAAAGGUCCUCCCCCGGUGAAGGUGGCCAGGCUUGAACAGAAUGGCAGCCCUAUGGGAGCCAGAGGGAGGCUCAAUGGUUCUGUCACCAAAUCAGUGGGAGGUUUGAUGAUCCCCGUCUUUUGUGUGGUGGAACAACUGGACACUUCUCUUGAAUAUGAUAAUCGAGAAGAACAUGCAGAGUUUGUUCUGGUUCGUAAAGAUGUGCUUUUUAGUCAGCUGGUAGAGACUGCACUCCUGGCACUUGGAUAUUCUCACAGCUCUGCAGCUCAGGCACAAGGAAUAAUCAAACUUGGGAAAUGGAAUCCACUUCCACUAACUUAUAUGACAGAUGCACCUGAUGCAACAGUAGCUGACAUGUUGCAAGAUGUCUAUCAUGUUGUGACACUGAAAAUUCAAUUACAAAGUUGUUCGAAGCUAGAAGAUUUGCCAGCAGAGCAGUGGAACCAUGCCACAGUCCGCAAUGCCUUAAAGGAGUUGCUCAAAGAGAUGAAUCAGAGCACGUUAGCCAAAGAAUGCCCUCUCUCCCAGAGUAUGAUAUCAUCCAUUGUAAAUAGCACAUAUUAUGCAAAUGUGUCAGCUACUAAGUGCCAGGAGUUUGGAAGAUGGUAUAAAAAGUACAAGAAGAUUAAAGUGGAACGAGUUGAAAGAGACAACCUGUCAGAAUAUUGUGUUCUUGGUCAACGUCCCAUGCACUUACCGAAUAUCAACCAGCUGGCAACUUUGGGCAAAACAAAUGAACAGUCUCCUCAUGGUCAAAUUCACCACAGUACUCCAAUCAGAAACCAAGUGCCAACGUUGCAGCCAAUCAUGAGCCCUGGUCUUCUCACACCUCAACUCAGCCCACAGCUUGUAAGGCAACAAAUAGCAAUGGCCCAUUUGAUAAACCAACAGAUUGCAGUAAGUCGGCUCCUGGCUCAUCAGCAUCCACAGGCAAUUAAUCAACAGUUUCUAAAUCAUCCGCCUAUCCCUAGAACAGUCAAACCAGAACCAACAAAUUCAUCAGUGGAAGUCUCUCCAGAUAUCUACCAGCAAGUCAGGGAUGAGCUGAAGAGGGCCAGUGUCUCCCAGGCAGUCUUUGCAAGAGUGGCUUUCAAUCGCACCCAG